UUUCCCUUCCACAAAUCCACCAUAACUUUUCCAAUUCACGACCUAAUCGGCGCCGUAAAAUCUCAGUCGCCGUCGCAGUCGCCGGAGUAACUCUCGUCCAAUCGCCAUAUAACCGCAAAGCUAAACUCGAAGGAUGAGGAAGCUAAAGUUUCAUGAGAAGAAACUGUUGAAAAAGGUGAACUUUUUGGAAUGGAAAAGAGAAGGUGGGCAUAGAGAAGCUAAUGUGAUGCAGCGAUACCAUGUUGUUGGUCGAGAUGAUUAUAAGAAGUAUUCAAGUUUGUGUAGAAACGUGCAGAAGAUGGUCAAUAUGUUGAAGCAGGUUGAUCCAAAAGACCCUUUCAGAAUUGAGAUGACAGAUUCUCUCUUAGAAAAGCUGUAUGGUAUGGGUGUUAUCCCAUCGAGAAAGAGCUUGGCUUUAUGCGAACGUUUAUCAGUGUCUUCAUUCUGUCGGCGAAGACUCUCGACUGCUAUGGUGAGGCUGAAAUUUGCGGAACAUCUAAAAGAAGCGGUUACCUAUAUCGAGCAGGGACACGUCAGAGUGGGGCCCGACACUAUUACUGAUCCAGCGUUUUUAGUGACAAGAAACAUGGAAGAUUUCAUAACCUGGGUGGAUUCGUCGAAGAUCAAGAGGAAGGUUCUCGCUUACAACGACAAGCUAGAUGACUACGAUGCAAUGAAUUGAGUUGGAGUUCAAAUUUACAAAAAAUACCAUGGAAGAUUCAAUGAAGUGUUGUUCAUUUUGAAUUAUUGUAUUAAUGCAAGAAAUAUUGUUUGCCUUUUCCGCAAACCCUAUUUUGUUACAAUCUUAUUGGGAAAGGUCUAAAUUUUGUUUUUUUAAUUAGGUAUUCAAAAUUUUAUAAGUUUUUUUUGUUUAAUUCAUUUGUUAAAUAUAGAGAUGUUUUACUCAUAA
Impatiens glandulifera is the source of this 910-nucleotide messenger RNA. Its product is annotated as U3 small nucleolar ribonucleoprotein protein IMP3. The record is from RefSeq and is a predicted model, not a curated record. NCBI's taxonomy places the organism in Eukaryota, Viridiplantae, Streptophyta, Magnoliopsida, Ericales, Balsaminaceae. Gene Ontology annotation, biological process: rRNA processing. The transcript is spliced from 5 exons. Gene Ontology annotation, cellular component: Mpp10 complex; small ribosomal subunit; small-subunit processome. Gene Ontology annotation, molecular function: snoRNA binding; structural constituent of ribosome; rRNA binding. Bases 134 to 682 code for a protein of 182 amino acids.